GCUGCUGGGGCUUUUUGCAAUGGUAGCUGCUCUUCUAUACAUGGUGGGUUCCUACAGGCGCUCGCGCAGAAGCCGAACAUCUAGGAACUUAGCAGCUGAGACAUUUCUGUCUUCGGAUCUGUUGCCUAUGGCGAAAACGACAUCGGUAUCUACACCCUCGUAUAAUGGGCUAGAUCUAUGGACAGAACAUAACCCUGCUAUGGGUGACAAACAGAACUCCGGAGCAAAUCUCUCCAUGACAGAGAGAAGGCUCAGACGUCUUGGUCUCUUUAAAAGGGAGGCCCGUAAGGGAGUACGGGAUGUUUUUGAUCUGGAGUCGCAUGGGUGCAUCCAUGAGGGGAGCGGGAUACUGAAGGAGAGGGUUCCUGUAUUACCUCGGGCCUCAAAUGCAAGUCUUCGAAGACAUUUUGCGACCAGGAAUAUGAAUCAAACACCCAGAGGACUUAGUGAUGAAGAUAAUAAGACUCACAGUGGAUAGGGUAUGGACAAUGCCACUAAACCUUCAAGGCACUUGGAGGAGUAUUUUCAGUUUAUGUACUUACCUUACUUGCUU
Aspergillus caelatus is the source of this 553-nucleotide messenger RNA. RefSeq lists its product as uncharacterized. NCBI's taxonomy places the organism in Eukaryota, Fungi, Ascomycota, Eurotiomycetes, Eurotiales, Aspergillaceae. The record is from RefSeq and is a predicted model, not a curated record. Bases 20 to 478 code for a protein of 152 amino acids. The transcript has a single exon.